GCGGGAAGCUGCCAAUCCUUGUCGUAAACAAAAACAUACCAUUCUUUUUCUGUAGUGCUGAAGCUUCAGCUGCUUCACAGCACUUGCACCACAACACCACAGCUGCAGUGAACAAAUGUCCCACUGCAAAUGGUGCUAAUAGAAAAGAGUACAUAACUCAUCGCCAUUCAUAUUUCAGGGCGAUGAGCGAAUAUUAUUGGCGCGGGAGCCCCGAGAGCUCCCGGCGCAGGCGGCGGGAGAGACACGAACGCGACCAUGAGCAGGGGCAUGGUCAUCAACACUCCUACGAACGUUCCCACGACGCAACACCGCCUGCUGCCCCUCAGUACAUUCCAACCGGGUCCAUGCCGCAGACGCAUGAACGCGAUAAUGCCGACUCGAGCUCCAUGCUAUCCUCUUCCUCCACCUCCGAAUCUCUCCUAAACAUUUCAGCGCCCAAGUCGCGCGCCGCGGGCAUCCUCUCCUUCUUUACCUCUCCCGACCCAGCCGCACGCCGCCGAAAGUACCGCAAAAAGAAGAAGCGAUUGCUUGGCUUUGGCAACUCGAGUUCUUCUUCCCUCGAGGAGGCGCUUGCUUACGGUCGGGGUUAUGUCGACAAGGAGCGACGCGAGGCCGCCGAGGCCGCUGCCGCAGGGCGACCGUAUGCACAUUCCACACAAUAUAGUCAAAAUCCACAGCAAUUUUCACAGUCGCGGCAGCAGCAGCAAUAUGGCUCGCCACGAGAUCAAAGGUCGGCGGGGCCCCAUCGUGACAAGACGGACGAGGAAAUACAGGAAAUCGGGCGUCAACUCGCAAAGAUGGCCCGGGAUGGGAAUCGUGAAGACAUGGCCCGGAACGGCAGCCGCAGGGGCAUAUCAGGGUUGAUGGCUGGAGCUGCUGCAGCCACUGCUGUUGCGGGUUACCGACAUUCCAAAUCCUCGGACAAACGUGGUCGGGGCAUCGGCUCAUCGAGGCCACAGCAGCAUAGUGACUCUGGCGACGAGUCUGACUGGGAAACUUCAUCGGAGGAUGAAUACUCCAGUGAGGAUGUUGACCCGGGGCUAGCCUACGGAGCUUCCACCGUGGACUUCCCGAUGUCUAGACCGCCUCCCCCAGCCCAGAGACCCACAGAGAGUAGACCUAUGGCCGCAGACUCGCGCAAAAGUCAAGUCGUGGAUCCGCAAAGGUUUGGCCCUAUGAAUUCACUGCGGGGGCUUAUCAAUACCCCAUGCGGAUUUGACGACCCAGUCCAGAAGCAAAACAGAGAAUCCGAGCCAAGACAGGAUAGGCCAGUACCUUCAGUCGAAAGUGCCUCGUUUGAAGCCCGUCCCCUUCGUAAGGUAUAUCCUGUUCCGACGUCCGAUCCCGACAGGUUUGACAUAACGAGGGCUCAGUCAUCCAGCGGACCUCGCCCAGAACCUGUGCCUAUCCAAGCACCAAAACCAAUAGUGCCGAUUUCAUCACGCGUGUAUGAUGCACAGGAUUACGCGAGAUCUGAACCUCGUCCAGAGCGCGAGCUUCGCAAACGCAAUUCCGACUCAUCUUUUGCCAAUGUCGCCCUCGCCGGACUGGCAGGUGUUGUUGGCGUUGGAGCGGCCGCAAAACUGGCUUCCGAUUAUAGAGAGAAACGCGACGACCGUCGUGAGCGUGAGGAGCCUAGAGAGAACGAUGCACGACCAAAGCGGACUCGCAGCGAGAAAACCACGCGAGCCGAGGACGUCCCGGAUCAGGAGAAGAAGCGAGAUGACCGUCGUGAGCGUGACGAAUACAAAGAUGUGGAUACACGACCUAAACGGACUCGCAGCGAGAACACCACACGAGCUGACGAAGAACCUCGGACCCAGGACGGCGGUGCGUAUCACCGCGAUGGUGCACAUUUCCCCAAGAAUGAGCCUACCGCGACAAUGGAUGGUAGCAGGCGCCGGCAAGCUGAACUUGAGGAAAAAAUUCGACGACUCGAGGCAAGUCUGCGCGAACAGUCCAACAACCAGAACGCUCAGCCAGAGUCGCCAGAUCGUGAGCGCAAACGCCGCGAUAAAAAGCGUCGAUCCGUUGUUAUAGAGCAAGGCGACGAAGCACAUGCGUCGUCAAAGCCUCGUGACAAAGACAGAUACGAUGGUGAUGAGCCUAAGACCUCGAAGCGUAGUUCCAGGAACUUUGGAUCCGCAGUCGCAUCCUCUUCGAAAUCACCCGUAGAACCUCUGGACUCUAGGACAGCGGACGAUGAUUUCCCUGCCCCAAUGAGCCAAACUCCCAUUCGCCCUCUUACUCCCAUGAUUACUACGGUUGAGCGGGAGCCAGACUUUUCCAAGUUUAAUGCACGUGGCUAUGACCAGCCCAGAGGACCUCCCGUGGAUGCUCCCAGCGAGCGACUCAGCCGCUUGGAUUCUUUUGAAAGAGACGUUAACGAUGUGAACGACCUUGACAGCAAAGAUGCCCGUGAAGCCGCAGAACUCUCAACAGAUCCUCUUCCCGAGACAGUAAUCGCAGCAGCCGCCGCCGUGCUUGCACGGCAUGGGCACCGAGGCAAAGGUGUGCGCAAGUCGGAGCCCCAGCCGAAACGGUCGCGUUCAGAGGAGCGAGAUGCGGUCCAAGAGGAAGCAGAUCGACACUAUCGCCAGAGUGUGCUGGCGCGUAAGAUAGCAGAAGAUCAAAUCCGCUCUCGGAGUGCUUCUCCUGAUAAGUCGCCAGUGGAUGGGCAUGACGAAGACCCGGUAAUCCGCAUUGUCACGCCGCCGGAAAUGCACCGUCAUGAGAAGGGCAAAUUCGAGGCUCCGAACGCCGACGUUCGUAUCGAUAACAUCAUCGAACCCAAAGAUCUGGAGCAAUACCGCCUGCCUCGUGGCGCGCAUCUUGGAGACCCUUCGACCUUCCCUAUUUUCAAGUCCAGAGACCCUUCCGCCGAGCGCGAGCGACCAAUGCUCAACCUGGUUCGGCCAACUCCAGCCGUCUCACCGAUUCCUUCUCCUUCGCCGGAAGAACAGCAGUCUAGAGCACCCCCAAAGGCACCCGAGAAUGUAGUGUUCGAAGAGCCAAAAUCGCCCAAAUCAGCAUCUGAUGUGAUUAUAGGCCCGCGUGGUGAGAUCAUCGACGUCGAGCCGCGUGAGAAGUCAGUUUUGCCCGACGAGGGAAAACACAUUGACAAGACACCCAAGGCUUCCGAGUUAUCAUCUGGCAAGGAAAAGAAGAAGAAGAAGAAGGGCAGUGCUUGGGGUAGUGUUCUUGCCGGAAUCACAGGCGCAGGCGCAGCUACCGCUAUAGCUGCAGCUGCAGGCGAUUCAUCGAACACAACUCCUGCGCCAGAAGAACACGAUAGGCAGGAACGCGCCAUGCCUGGGGCUUUUGACAGCAGUGAAGUUCCGGCAGAGCGUGAUGACACAACAUCCAGAAGGUCACGGAAGGACAAGGGAAAACAACAGGUCUGGGACGAUGAACCGCCGUCUCCUGGACCGAAACCCGCAAGCCCCAGCUCAUCUCAAACCCAAGGUGCAUUUGCGGAUGACUUGGACUUCGCAGCCACCUUAGCAGCAGGCUUGCAAGAUAGCGGCUUUGACCCAAACAUUGUCAUUGAUGACCCUUUGUACAGGAGACGAGACUCGCCUCCGGGCAGCAGUGAACCUUUAGAAGAAUCAUACCGCACCUCGUUCUCCGAGGCUGUUCCGGACCUCGACGCGAACUUUACCAACCCAGUCGUACCUGGGUCAUCGUCUGGACCGAGCACCGUCAUUGAGAUUCCACGCUCCAAUCCUGUCUUUAAUCCCACCGAAACCGUGAAAGAUGCGCAGGAGGAGGAGAUCUCACGUUCCGACUCUGCCCCUGAUGCUACUGAAACCUUCAAGGAUGCACAUGAGGGGGACAUCCCACGAAAACUCAGCAAAAAGGAGCGACGAAGGUUGAAGGAAGCCCAGAAAAAGAAUCCUGACGAGACUCUUGUUCUCGAAAGAGAGGAUCCUUUGGUUGAAGCAGAAGAAAAGCCACUACCUCCUACCUUGGCAGAGGGCGAAUCAACAUUGGUUGAGAACACGGAUAUGCCUGCACAAAUCGAUUCCAGCUCCGCAGCAGAGCCAGAAGCACCCUCAGGAAAGAAGAAAAAGAAGGCCAAAAAGGCGGCGCAAGCUGCUUCUGCAUGGGACAUCGUUGAAGAGCCUUCCAAGGAUCCAGUGGAGAUUUCGCCAGCAGUCGUCGCUGAUAUCCUGAGAGACACUGUUGAUGAAGCACAUCUCGGCUCGCGUGAUCAAGCCGAAUAUAGAGCCGACGUAACGACCCCAAGCUAUGGUAGCGAAAUGCCGACCAUCAUUGCAAAGGACCCUUCACCACUCCAGGAAUCGGUCCCGCAUAAGUUGCUUGAAGACAGCGCUCCUACAUCCGACUACGCCACGCCUGCCCAGGAGGCGGAACCUGGAGUAUCACCUUAUGCUAGCACUCCAGCAGUCGAAGACACAAUGGAGGCAACCUCAUCUCAAAAGAAAAAGAAGAAGAGUAAAAAGGGGUCAGACAUCGAAACUGCCGCUGACCCAAUCGUCGAAACCACGCAACACGCAAGCAAUGAGGUAUCACGGGACAUUCUCGACGCCGCCGAUGCCACCGUUGAGGAAAGCUCUGCUCCACAGGACCCGAUCGCUGAACCACCGCUCGAAGAUUCGCUACCAGUUGUUGAGGAUGAGCCGGCGGUAUCUACGGGUAAGAAGAAGAAAAAGAAGUCCAAAAAGGCGGCGGAGGUGGACGCAGUGGAUGCCGGUGCUGCGCAUCCAAUAGACUUCGCCGAAGAAAUCCAUGAAAAAACUGUUCUUGCGGCAUCUACGGAAAUCAAUGAGGAUCCCCCCAAGGAAGCUUCUUCAGAGACGCCGAUAGAAGGCCCCGAAAAGGCUUUGGACGAAGCCCCUAAGGAAGCUACAUUGGAGAUGCCGAACGAGGGUUUCGAGAAGGCUUCAGAGCUAGCCUCUGAAGCGCAAUCAAAGGACGUUGUUGAGGCUCUUAAUGCGAAUGUCACCAGUAUGGAUGCAGCACAGGAUGCUGUUGCCGACGCCCCCAAGGAAAUUUUCAAUGAGAGAUCGCUGGAUCCUACAGAGACAACUGAUGCGUUUGGCGCCGACACAACUGCACAGGAACAAGACGCCCUUCCUGAUACUUUCCCCGCUGUGGCUAUAGACCAAGACACUCAGACGGGGUCAUCCUCCAAGAAGAAAAAGAAGAAGGGGAAGAAGAACACCGCUCUUGCUGAGGAAACCCAACCAUCGACGCCUGUCGAAGCGGCUCCACCCACAGAAGUGUCUGCGGCCCCUGCCGAUGAGAUUGCCAACCCUGCUAGUGAUACUAAGCAAACUACUUCCAGUGAACCAAAGGAGACCACCUCUACUGAGUCAAAGGAGGCCAGCUCUGGUGAGCCCAAGGAUGCAGUUUCGACUGAUACCAAGGAGCCAGAUCCCAUACUUAUCACGGAAACCAUCACAGAAGCUCUUCCUGACGAAUGGGCCAUGCCUGAGGUAACAUCAAAGAAAAAGGGCAAAAAGAGCAGAAAGGCUGUUGGGACACUGGAAGCAGAGCCAUCUCCAAUCAGUGAUUCUGGAACUGCCGCCCCCGAAGUGGCAGCGCAGGUGUCAAACGAAGUCACCGAACCUGUAGCUGAAGUUGACGUGGCUGAUAGAGGGAUCUCAUCGACGACGCCGGAGCUCAAACAGGCCGAGUCAUUUGAGGAUAGCAAGCCGACUGACACGCUCGCAACGGCUACUGAUGGCCCAGCCAGGGACAUUGUAGAGACUUCUGUACCCGGACCCGGCAUUGCUGAGGUUGUAAAUGAUGACUUGGCUGCGGGAUCGUCAAAGAAGAAAAGCAAGAAAAAGAAGAAGAACAAGUCGACCUCUUCUCCAGGAGAAGAUGAGAUGACCAACGCCGAGCCAUCACAAUCGGAAAUGGCUGCCCAGGAGACUUCUACACGUUCUGAACAGGAUGCCUUGGUCGCAAGAACCGAGCAGGACAAGCCCGAGGAUAAUAUAAAGCCCCAGGACCCCGGUACUGAACCUGAAGUAGAGACGCCGGCUGUAGAAGCUGGUCUGAACGGUCCUGCAGCAGAAACAUCCACGAAGGAAAAGAAGGGCAAAAAGUCGCCUCAGGAUAAUAGCACCGCGACUACAGAACCAUCGACACCCAUCGCUGUCGAGCAAGACAAGACACAGACAGAAACUUUCGAAGAUAACUGGGCAACACCUGCGUCGACAAAGGAGCCAAAGCAGGGCAAGAAAGACGACCCUUGGGCUUGGGCAGAGGAAACUCCAGGGUUGGAGUCGGCCCCUGCAUUUGAAAUCAAGCCUAAGGAUCAACCAGAGGCCAACAUCGAAGCUGAUUGGACCGUACCGUCUACCAAAAAGAAGGGCAAGAAGAACAAAAAGGCUGCUGUGGGCAAUGAUGACCACGAGGAGGUCACUAUGAACGAAGAAAAGUCUCUUGCAACUCUGGACAACGUCGAUAGCACCAAAGAUGGAGACGACAAGACUGUAGUUGAACAUGAUAUCCAGACAGUCGAGGCUGACUUGGGUGCAUCCAAGAAGUCCAAGAAGAAAUCCAGGAAAGGGGCCUUGGCUCUCGAAUCUCCCAAGGAAGUCACUGUUCCAUCGGAAGCUUCACCGACUGGCGCAAGCGCAGAAAACCAGGGUGUGCAAGCAGUGGAUGAACUUGCUGAUACCGACGACAACAUGGAGUUUUUCGAAGCAAACCAGGAUGGAGAUCCGCUGGACAAUUUUGAGCAGAAGAAUAAUAGAGGAUGGGUUGAUGAUGCCGAAGAUGUCAAGACUGUUGUGUCAGCUCCGACUAUUCCUGAUUCGAAGCCUGCAGAAAAAGAAGACAAACGUUCAAGUGGGGGUUUCUUCAGCUUUUGGAACCGCUCGUCAAACACCUCUGACAACAAGGAGACGCAAAACGAGGGCACCGACAAGAGGCAUUCUUUUUUAGCUAAUGCCGGCACCAUUGGCGCUGGUGUCGGCCUGGCGGGGGCUGCGGCUGCGAUUGCCAGCCACGCCUCGCGUUCGAAUGCCACCCCCAAGAACAAGAAAGAUUCCAGUCCCUCGAAAUCUACGAGCUCACCAUCCCAGGAUGAGCAGAGCUUUGAUCCCGAGAUAAUUGAGCGGGCCAUCAAGCCUGCUAUCGACCCUCAAUUCGGAGACCUACUACCGCUGCCUCCUAGCGUACCAGCCUCUCCGACAACAGAACUUCCCAGCGAGGAUGACCUGCCUCCUCUGCCAAUAAGCCGACCCGAGACUCCUCCCGAGCAAGAGCGGAAAAUGCUCCGGGAAAAAUGGGCCUCACGGCGUCGCAGUCAGCUUGAGACACCCGUUAAGUCUCCAAGCUCUACUGCAGUUCCGAUACAGUUCCGCUUGCGGUCGGGACCUUCAUCUCCUGGUCUCUUCGCCAAGACUCCACCUACGCAAACGCAGCCUGCCAUCUCUUUAGAACCUAGCAGUGCAUCAAGACGGGUAUUGCGGCCAAUGUCUUGGGAUACUACCAGAGAAAUCAAGCCUCUCUAUUUGCCCGAGCAUGUGCGGUCUGGUUCCACGGUUGAGAAUGACUUGCAACUCCCCGAGCUGCCUGAAAGCAGGCCGUCGACUUCGGGAGACGCAGCUGGACCAGAAGACCAAACGUGGGCGGAGAAUGCAUAUGCUGGAAACAAUCCCAAUCCCCUUGGCGUCACAUUAGAUAGCCCACUCCAGCUUAACACUGGGGUUAUCCCGGCUUAUAAUCCAAACGACCCCCUCGAGUCUGGAGAGGUUACCCCCAAAGCAAAGCAGGGCAGGAGGCCCUCAGAUGGGUUAGUAUUAAGCGAUACAGAGACGAGCGACGUGUUCGAAGAUGCGGCCUCCCAAUUCAAUCCAUCGUCGGUGCAAAGCCCCGUGACGGAGACCCACGGUUUGGGGAUAUCAGUCAACGAUGAAUACGACAGGCAACUGGACCAUCCUUUGAUUUCACCUCAAUCUCUGACUAAAGAUGGCGUCCAUGGCAGUUCGGCCUUGUUUGGCGCCACGGGCAUGGGGGCCAUCACUGCCGCGCUGAUGAACCAUGCAGGUAGUCCCGAAAUUGAAGAGCUCAGCAGUGGUAUCGAAGCCUUGGACUUGAAGGACGACAAGACUUUGGGUAAGACUCACACGACCAGUGAGCUGCCAAGUGAGGUUCCUUCAGAAAUCACCCAGGGUGACACGAGUGGAGUCACUGGUGAUGGUUUAUCGCAACCCGAGAAACCAAGCGAGACGCCUACGAAGAAGGGAAAGAAGGCCAAAAAGUCCAAGGGCAAGAAAGCAGCCACGUCAGGAAUAACCAACUCGCCCAUACCUGAGGAGAAAGCUUUUCAGGAAAGCCCUCCAGUCGAGACCUUACAAUCUUCAGACAUAACAGAAAAGACGUCACCGGACACCCUCUCAGCCGUCGCUGACCCCGCCGAUGUCUCCCAAAUUGCAUCAACUUCAUCACAAGAGCAAAGAGCAGAAUCAGGAAUUGUACCUGAGACCGAGCCUGUCUUGCCAGAUUUUAAGGAGAAAGGAACCCAAGACGCAGACAGUACCCUGUUGAAACCCGACGUCCCCGAGCAGAAACAGGAGGAUCUUUCAGCUUUGGAGCCAAUUGUCCUAAAGUCAAUUGCUACGGAACCAACUGCUACGGAGCCAAUUGCUACGGAACUAAUUGUUACGGAACCAACUGUCAUGGAGCCAACUGUCAUGGAGCCAACUCUCAUGGAGCCAACUCUCAUGGAGCCAACUGUCAUGGAGCCAACUGCUACGGAGCCAAUUGUCACGGAACCAACUGUCAGUGAACCAACUGUUACUGAGCCCAGUGUUACGGAGCCAAUUGUCACCUCACAGGAGCCUCCGUCGGAGGCGUUACAGACAGAAAACGCCGAACAAGGCCAAAUUCGCGAUAUUGACGUCAAGACGGAGCCUAUCACCACAGGACAGCCCGAGACGACUGCCAAAGGAAAGAAGAAGAAAAAGAAGGGCAAAAAGGGUCUGGCUGCAGAACCAGAGGAAGUACCACCCUCUAAAGGCACCGACUUGGUUGAAAAGCAAGAAACACAUGGUGAUAAGGUCAAGCCACAAACAGUAUCAUUACCUACACUGGACAAUGGUCAAGGCUCUGGGGACGCUGGUUCACAACAGCCGUUGGCGGUGGACAAUGAAGCGCGUCCGGAUUCAUCCAAUAUCAUGAAGACAGUGGCUGUCCCUCUUGCGGUUACGGCAAGCGUGGCAACUGCGGUGAUGCGGGAAGGUCCAGGAUCCACAGGGGCCUCGCAACCCGCAGACGAAAACGACAAGAUGCGGGACCUCGGGCCGUUGCAGGGUGGUAUAAGCGGUGAACCAAGACUCACCGACACCACUGCUGAACCCGACACUGCGGGCCAACAAACUGUGGGGCCUAGUGGAGAGUCUGGGGAUGUUGCUUCUGGGUCCGAUGCACAGAGCAAAUCAUUGGACGCCACACCGGACGACCACAUCGACACCGCUACUUCACCACCUCAAGAUCCACUGGCCGCCCCAGUACCGAUCCUUGUCUCAGCUGAAGCUGUCGAUGACCACCUCCACGAUGGCGCGACCCCUGCAGCCGGCGAGCUCGGGUCGCAAGCAAGGCGCGAUGCCGAGGAUGGAUUUGGCCUUAUGGAUACGGCCGCGGAAGAUGUUGUGUUGGUUCCGCCAUCACAGCCUGUCGAGACCUCUAGCGAACCUCCUACACAACCAGAAGAGUCAAUGGGUCAGGAGCAAGAGAUACGAUCGGGAAAGAAGAAGGGGAAGAAGGGCAGCAAGAAGAAGCAGGUCAAUCGCGAGCCAUCACCGACGAGAGAGGAGCCAGUCGCAGAGCCGGUCAUAGCAUUGGCAGCAGACGAUGCUGAUAAUGACAAGUUACAUGUCAUUGAUCCUACGAGUGAGCCAAGCACGGAUCCUGCGUCAACGGAGGUUGCUGAUGCCGGGGCAGGUGAGGUUACUGCCGCUGAGGGUCCAGCUGCCGAGGAGAUCUCGAUGCCGGGACCUUCUGGAAGCAAGUCUAAGACGGAUAAGAAAAAGAACAAGUCAGCAAGCUGGGAAUUUCCCGGCGAGGAUUCACCGGCAGACCACCUCAUCGAGAGUGCUAGCGCCACCGUUCCACCUGUAGAUGUGCAUGAAGUCGAUCCAACGUUACCAUCUGAGUUCAUCUCUGACCCCCCGGAGGAAGCCCCGUUGCCGCUGGCUACAACAGAGAAAAAGUCCAAGAAGGAUAAGAAGAAAAAGAAAGGGCUGUUAUUGGAUGAUCAAGCUCUGCCGGCUGAGUCCCCCGCACACUCUCAGGACACUCAAAUACCUGCUGAAGUCACAGAACUCUCGACCACCAUCCAGGAAACUAACGAAGCCCAUAAAGAAGAGGAUUUGCCAUCUGCUCCGGCUUCAUCGUCAGCUACCAAAAAGGGCAAUAAGGGCAAGAAAAAGAAAGCUUCUGUCCAACCUCAUUUGAACGAAAGCCCUGAUGCAGGGAUCUCAGAAGUACCCUCGCAGAACGAGGAGCAGAAGGGAGUCUCUCAAGAUGGACCGGCUGCUGCAACUGAGCCAUCUCAAGAGGCUGAACUUCCACCAGCACAAAGCAUCUCAGAUGCUGCAGAUGACCAAGGCACGCUUGCGCGCGAACUCGAGAUGGACGAAAAGUCAGAGCCCACUCAGCCCACCGAGGUACCGGCCAUGUUAGCAGGCCAGACAGAUGUAUCGCCACCCGUUGAUGAUAACGAGUUCUCAGCUUCACCCGAUGGACAAGUUGGCACGGCUUCUGACGAAAUCCAAAACACGGCAGAAGCUGAAGUACCACCUGCGGAUAUCUCGCAUCAGCUAGCAUCUGAUCAAGACGAGGGCUCGAAGACGACUGAAAACGAAACUCCAGUCACAAAUGAUGGUAGCAGCUCGCCUAAUGCAACUGCAGGCGAACAAGAGAAACCUGGGCCUGAACAAGACCAGGACGGUCAGUUGACCACCUCUCCGCAAGAGCAACCACAACCCAUCGUCGAGCCUCGAGACGAGUCGGCCGCCCCUGUAAAGAAAGGAAAGAAGGGCAAGAAGCAGACUGCGGAAGAUGCGACGGAAACCGACACAUCUACCCCAGUCGACCUGGUAAAAGAUUCUGCGUCCCCAAUCAUUGAGCCGGAAGCCGCCACGUUGGAUGCCAAUGACACCACCGGUGCCCCAAUACCCUCGAUCAAGAAGUCCAAAAAGAGUAAAAAGAAGGAUACCAUUGCGUCCGACAAGCUUUCCGAGGAUAGACAGCCCGAUGAACUUGUAGCGGACGUACCAGCAGAUGUACCAGCAGAUGUACCAGCGGAACCAAACGAUGACGACAAGCCGCCAACCACUACAGAGUCAUCUGAUAAUGCAUUGCCAGCGCCGGCCCCAGAAGUGCUCGUCGACACGGAAUCCGCAAAUGCAUCUCAAGACCCUAGCACCAAUGCCGAGACCCCACCAAACAAGCCAAAUGACAAAUCCUUGAUUGAGGGUGACAACGAGGCUCAUGAACCAGAUUCAGCGGGGAUCUCAGUCGAUAAGAUCAAAGAAUUGCCUGCGCAUGAGGAAAUUCAAGUCCGUGAAAACACUGUCGAUGUUGUCGUGGCGGAGCAGCCUCCCACUACGAAAAAGUCCAAGAAAGACAAGAAGAAAAAGGGAAAUGAAUCAUAUGCGCAAGCUCUGCCAGUUGCAAGCGAGGAACAAAUCUUCCCACCAGUCCAGAAAGAUGGUUCUGGGGAUGCAGAAACCGCCAAAACAGAGACUCCUUUGGAUCAGCCACAACCAAGCGAUACAACCUCAGUUUACGCGCCUGCACUCGUUGAACCUAAGGAGGAGCCUGCCGAUGCCCCGGUGAAAAAGUCAAAGAAGGACAAGAAAAAGAAAAAGUCUGCUUUCGCCGAUGACGACAAAGAGGUGCCCAUAUCGCAAGCUGAACCAUCCGAAAGUCACCCAGCUCCACAGCCCGAGUCGUCAACAACAAAAGACUCUUUGACCAAGGAUCUCGAUGUGCCUACAGAGUCCGCUCCAGACUCCACGCCAGCAGGUGAUCAAGUUACAGAACCUACGUGUUCGCUCCCAGACGCCAAGGGCGAUGUACACACCUCCGCCGCACAAGAUGUUCUUGAAAUCACGGACAAGAACCCUGUUGCAGGCGAAAACUCCGAUGUUGUUUCUGCACUUCCUACAGAUGGUGACUUCAACACAACCACUGCCAAGGAGGGGCUGGACUUGGGCACUUCUGCAGAUGUCCCUGCAGAUGAGUCACCAGAAAAAGCUGUCACGAAGAAGUCAAAAAAGAGCAAGAAACAGAAAAAGCAGGCCCAGGCUUUGGAACUUGAUCCGGAACCGCUAUCGCAAACCGAAGCACCGGAACCGCAGCCUAGUCUUGCUGAAGACCAUCAACCAACUGAAGAAAAAGCUGUGAAUGUUCCGAUUACCACAGAACCGGGAAUUACAGAUUCUGCUACCGCCUCCGGAACACAAGAGGUAACACCAGAGGGCUUUGUGCCUGCGAAAAAGGGCAAGAAAGGCAAGAAAAACAAAGCAGUAGUAUUGGAAGAACCGAUGCAGGAGCCCUCGAGCGAGAUAUUGGGUGCAAGUGACACCUCGGUCAAACAAGACACUAUUCUUUCCCCUGUUGCCGAGCCGGAACCAGUCGGCGCAACCACUCCCGAAGCACAAGUCAACACGGUCGCCGAAGACACCGUUUUGACCAAUGAGACCGCGCUGCCCGACAAAGUCGAACCAGCCUCUGCCGUGCCGGCCAACGAGCCUCCUACGGACGAACCCGCUAUUCAACCACCUGUAGGAGACAGUUCAGAAAUUCCCAUGCCAGACUCGCAAGACACGACCGCACCAGACACCAAGGCAUCGGAAGAAUCCGUGCUCGUUGUUGGUAAAAAGUCCAAGAAAGACAAAAAGAAGAAAAAGCAGGCUGCCGAGGAGCAGAAGGAGGAGGCUCAAAAGGAGGCUCAAAAGGAUGCUGCUACUUCCGAGCUGAUUGCCGAACCCAACUUGGCUCAGGAAGCUGACCCUCUCCAGGUGUCUGAGGUUGUGCCCCUAGAGACGGCCGCAGAACCUAGCUUGGCACAAGAAGUUGAUUCCUCCCAAGUAGUUGAAGCUGUGCCUACAGAAACAGUUGCCGACACUACAGAAAAAGAACCCAAAAAGAAGUCCAAGAAAGACAAGAAAAAAAAGGGCUCGGUAGUAGUAUCUGAUGAGACUCCAUUGGACCAGCCUGUGCCACCUCCAUUGUCAGAUGCCGAUCAGAGCAUCAGUCAAGUUGCAGGCAUAGACAAUGUUGCAGAGGCUACCCCGGAACCUGCGGCCGACAAGGAAUCAGAACCUACUAAGAAGUCCAAAAAAGAGAAGCGAAAAUCCAACCGAGAUGAACCCGCUCAGAGCACAUCUCCAGAUGUCUCUGAAUCAAAGGACUUCGAUCAAAUCACCACUACGAACGGUCUGGAAGAAAGCAACCGAACCGAUACUUUGCCCCAGGAUGUCAUAGAUCCGGUACUGGCUUUAGAGGCGCCCGAACAAGACCAAGAGGGCCAAACUGAGCAACCGGAAUCAAAUAUCGAGCCUUCGACACGCGACGAAUCUAUCGACAAGACCAUAGAGAAAGAGCCUGCAGUGGCAAGCGAGGCUGUUGAAAGCUCCGGUACAAGCGAUGGUUUGAAAGGAGCGCUGGCAGCAGUAGGUGUAGGCGCCGCGCUCGGUUCAGCGGCUACGGCCUUGAUGUCUCCCAGUCCUCCUCCUGAAGAGUCCCAGGUCUCAACGAAGAAGCCAAAGAAAGACAAGAAGCGUAAAGAUGCGAAGCUCGCGGGCUUGGAUGCUGAACCUGAACUUCCUGCUAUCCCUUUUGAUGACGCUAUGACUGCGCGCCAGCUUGACUCAGAAAAGCCAGAUGAGCCCUUUUCAGAACUCACGACAGACUCAAAGCCCACCGGUGCCUUGACCCCGGAUGACGGCGGGGAGUCCACAACCACAGCUACUCCUAAGGAGAGUGAUGAGAAGCCGACAGAACCUGAAGCCACUACAGAGGCUCCGCAGCCAAUCCAAGCGGCUGUUGCUCAAGAAGAAGAAUUUCCGGAAGUGACAGGCAAAAAGUCCAAAAAAGACAAGAAGAAGAAGAACGCCAAAGCAUCUGUGCCUGAGAUUACAGUGGAACCUUCUAGUGCAGCAGACGCAGAAACAAGCAUUCACCCGCCGUCAGAUGAUGUGGGUAUUUCUCUUGGCGAAAACAGCGAUCAGAAGGCCAGCCCUAAAGAAGAAACCGAAGCCGACAAGGACAAAGAGGCCAAGACAAAGUCUAAGGCUGAUGAUAUCGACGCCAAUGUUACGCCUGAGAACGACAGCCCAAAUACCGCGACACAAGACAAUAUUACAUCCACGCCUAAGGAGAAUGCCGAAGCAAUGGGAAAUGAAGACGCAAAAGAAACGGCACAACCUGAGGCAGGGAUCGAGGACUGGGGUAUUUCAAGCAAGAAGUCCAAGAAGGACAAGAAAAAGAAGAGCAGCAAGGUCGCUGAGCCUCAGCCAGAGCUGUCUAUCCUGAGAGCUGUAGCCGCGGCUGAGUCAGAUGUUAAACCGGUCCUUGUGGAAGAGAAUCCGGUUGCCUCUCCAACCACUGGACCCGAUCCUGAGCCCGAGCAGCACAAGACUGUUGAGGUUGAUGAAACUGAUAUGUGGGGCGUCACAUCUAAGAAAUCGAAGAAGGACAAGAAGAAAAAGAAAGGCAGCCCCAUCCUUGACUUGGAGGCGCCAGUGGCCUCACCGACUUCUGCAACCCCACCUUUGGAGGACGCCCAACUUGCCAGCGUCACUGAUGGGGAUGAUGUGACCGCGGCUGAAGUUGCCCCUGCUACAGAGUCUGUUGAUCGAAAACCUGGCUUGGGAGGACCCACGGAAGAGCAGAAAGAAUCGGUCCCAGAGCCAGAACCUGAGGCAGCACCGACUGCAGAUGUUACCUCCCCGCCAGCUGCCAGCGAUGCUGGAGUUGAGAAUCUUGCAUCGGCACCUGAGGCGACGGAGCAAGUAUCGGCCGAGCCACCUGUGACGGAGCCCAAUGCCGAUACACAAACUCAAGAACUUGACGAGGUGGCUUUGCCAGCUAUGAAGUCCAAGAAGGACAAGAAGAAGAAGAAGAAGAAGGGACAGGAUCAGCCUACCGUUGAGGCAGUAUCGGAGAAUACUGCGCUUGGCGCAGACACUGUCGAGGAGGCGAUGGACACCGUGCCACCAUUGACAUCUCCAGACCCUAGCGCGGCACAGCCUGAAACGAAGUCAAAAGAGGAACCGAUCGAGACGGACAAGCCCGUUGAAGCCUCUCUGCCGGGACAAGAUGAGAGCACCCCUCUGCCAGAGACCAGUGAACCGACUGUCGUCUUGCAAUUGAAAGAAGACGCCCCGCAGCAAAUUGUCUCCUCGGAGCCUAUUCCUGAGCCAGUUAUAUCUGAAGAGCAGGACCCCAAAGAUGCCGAACCGGAUGGAGCCGAUGAGGUCCCCGAAGUCGUGACCAAAAAGAGCAAAAAGUCAAAGAAGAAAAAGGGUGCGAACGUGACAGAUUUAGAUUCGGCCUCAGGUCCUCUCACUGCGACCCAAGAUGCUAACGUCGUUGAGCAGCCCGAGGGGUCUGAUAGCAAAACGCCAAUUGAUCAUCCGUCGACUUUCGCCCAAAGCACAAAUGAAGAGACUGCUGAAGUCGCCCCCUCCCCGUCCACUGCAGAACAGUCUUCGAAAGAUUCCAAGAAGUCCCAGAAAGCGGCGUCCAUUCCCCUGACAGACAUGGAAAAGUCGAGUCAAGAAGUCACCGAGGCAUCUACUGCGAACACAACGACGGAAGAUGGUCCUAUGGAGAAUUUGGAGGAUGCUUCAAAGUCGAUGGAGAUCGUGCCUUCAAGUCGAGCCGAUAUGAUAAAGGACGAAUACUUUGACAGGAAAACUGAUGAUGGCAUCGAGCAAUCCUUGCCAGGCUCUUCUGGGGAUUUUGAGAUUCAUCCUGCAGUCGCAAGCGUGUUGGGUCCCCAGAGCAACGAGGUCGAGCAGCCCAUACCUACUUCAGCUCCACCAGGAUUGUUCUUGAUGACCCGGGAGGGCUCAGACGUGUUUCUAAAGGAUGGCCAUAUACCAAGGCUUCUCACUCAGUCAACCGACAGUCCCUUGACAAGCCCACAAGCACUAGAGAGUAGCGAAGAUAAGCACACGCCUUCAAUAUCCAGCAUAGGUAUCGAAGGCGCAGAUUCGAAGUCACAGCACGAGAGGUCGCCGAGUGGGAUGAUAUCCAAAUCACUGCCAGUGGCCGACGAGGGCAACAGUUCCUCAACCCCUCAUGUCAAAGAAUCACCUGCGGCAGAGUCCGUCACAAAAGAUGACGUGGUGAAAGCAUCAGUCGCAAGCGCAGUGGUUGGUGGCGUUGCAGCGGCUUUGGUAAGCAAGGUUGGAGCUUCGAGCAAAAAGUCGAAGAAAAAAAAGAAGACCCCCGACAAGAGAACACAACAGGGCGAUGACUUGUUCGACGACCCAUCCUUGUGGGAAGGUACAGACAGGAAGCUGUUGGAAGGCUUGAGGGGCGAUCUCGACUCUGGGGGUUUUUGGGAAGUCCCUGACAGCAAGACGGAUGAGAUCGGAGCAGCGGAGCGGUCGGGAAUGCGGCUGAGUAUCAGUGAUCAGAAAGCCGUCUCGGGCAUGGAAGACGGUGGAAAUGAGGAUACGGGUCGCCUAGACAAGUUGAAAGAAGCCGACAAUGACGCCCAUGACGUUUGGGGCACAGAUGUCGGUGCACAGGAAGACACGAGACGGCUGAAACAUUCACCGGGAUCGGAUGCACUAAACAUCGACACAGGAUCGGAUCCCAGAACUUCCGAGCAGAGCAUCAUAUCAACAGAUGAGAACGGAAAAGGCGGAGGGAUUGCUCUACGGAAGGAGUUGAUUGAUAGCCCAAUGAUGGAGGAAAGCCCGAUCCUGGGUCGUGGAACAAAUUGGAAGCAAGCACAAGAGAAAGAGGACUACUCGGCUGAUCCUACGCCCAAAGCGACACCAGCGGCUUUUGAGGGGCAGGUUUUCUCACCGCCGGCCUCUUCAAACGAUGUACCGGCCGUGGCUCAAUCACAUGAGGCGGGAAACGAGGAUGAAAGGUUGGGUUCUAGCCUGCAGGCGCGUUCCCUUGAAGAACCGGAAACCAGUAUGCCAUCCCCACGGUCGCCUCUGGAAUGGGAUUCUGAUAAGGAAGGCGCAGACUCAGCCUACUUAUACCAAGGCUCUGAUGCUGGUGUAUCACCCUCAAGAACGCUCCCGCCGGUACAGGAAGAGGAGGACGAAGGGGAAGUGUUGGCGGCGGGCAGACGUGCAUCUCUAGACAAAAUAAACAGUGACAGCGGGUACUCGGUAGCAGAACCGCCGCUUGAAGUAGCCAGACGGCGUCCGCGCCUGGGGCGACCUGAGGUCAGCCCACAGAGGGACAGCGGCGUGCACCUGCGCGACUGGCCCGAUAGCGACGGGUCGCGCCUAAGCCCAUCUCCGACGCCUAGAGGGGGGCCGUCUUACCGAAACAAAGACAACAAGACGGUGAAGACGCCGAAUAAGGAUUUUUCAAGCAGUGACAAGGGCACCAAGUUCGAGUCUUCGCCGCCGGCUGAGGGCCGUACCAGCCGCGCACUAUUCAACCCCGGCACGCCCAAGCUUGGCGAGCCGGAGCCACAGGCGCAGACACCAGAUCCCAGCAAGAGGAAGACACUAAGCGGCAGCAGCAAAAAGCGAGCCACUUAUCAAGAGCUGGGGUCGGCAGCAAUCCCGCCAGCAAUCCUCCCUGCAUCGGCGGCGCCAUCAAGUCCAACUGAGCCAUCAUCAUUAUCAUCGCGAAGACAGGGAUACUCGCCCGCGGCGGUGGAGAGAUCAUUAAGCUACAGCCACGAUCAGGGCAUGCCGCGACAUGUAUCCAACAUGAGCGCCACACGUCUGCGCGCCACACGAGAGCCACUCAACUUCAGGCCUGACAGCCCAGGCAACAGCAGUAUCCGCUCAUACACAAGCACACCCCCGCUUCGGCGGGCCGAUAGGCGCGUUAGCGGCGAUUUACGGUCGCUGAGCCAACGAAGCAGCGUCAUUGGCCAAACUCAGGACAAGCAAAAAGACAAGGAUCAGCGCAGUAGUGGGGCAGCAGCCGCAGCAGCUGUUGUAGGCGGUGUCGGUGUCACUGCUGCUGCUGCUACUGCCUCGAGAAAUAAUCAUCAUGAUGGUGCUGCACAAAGCUCCACACACGACACCACUCCCGUCGCCAACGAAGGCCGUGUCCGCGCCAAGGACAUGACCGACGUCUACGAUGGCUACGGCGAGGGCCGCAUCGGCUCACCGCGCUCCCCCACGCGGCCCCAUAGCAUGCGUCGGCGACAGAGCAUGCAAGUUCUCGAGUUAGAGAGCAGAGUCGAUCAAUUACUGGCCGAAAACCGCGCGCUGAGCGAGGCCCGAACAAAGGCAGAACAAUCGCUCUCUCAAAGGACGUCGAGCCUCAUCGCCGACCGUGACGAUCAAAUAGAUGCCCUCAAGCGAUCCGUUGAAUUUCUCAAUCAAGAGCUCUCUCGCCUCACCGAAGUCAAUGAAGGCCUCCACAGCGCCAUAUCUCAAACAGCCGUUCAGCACGAUGACCGCUAUCGCCAGCUCCAGUCACAACAUGACAGCACCAAGCGCGAGUUGGAGCAGACCCGAAGCGUCAGCGGAGCCAGCGCCGGUGCCACACAGGCUCUCCUGGCCGAAAAGGACGCCGAAAUAUCCAGGCUGCGUGCCGAACUCGAGUCCACCAAGGAGCGUGUGCGUGAGCUCCAACGUCAGAAGCUAGCCGACAGACCUGCCAAUGGCGACUUCCUCACUGCGCGCGACAUUGAUUACUUCGACCACCGCUGUCAGGCCCUUUGCUCCCACGUACAGCAGUGGGUUCUGCGCUUUUCCAAGUUCUCUGACAUGCGUGCCUGUCGUCUGACCAACGAAAUCAAUGACGAGAAGAUCAUUGACCGCCUCGACAAUGCCCUUCUUGAUGGCUCCGACGUCGACCACUAUCUGCGCGACCGUGUUAAGCGUCGUGACGUCUUCAUGUCCAUGACAAUGUCUAUGAUAUGGGAGUUUGUCUUUACUCGUUACCUUUUCGGAAUGGACCGGGAGCAACGUCAGAAGCUCAAAUCUCUCGAGAAGCUACUCCUCGAGGUUGGCCCGCCCCAGGCCGUUCGUCAGUGGCGUGCCAUCACCCUGACCCUCCUGUCACGCCGGGCCUCCUUCCGUGAGCAGAAGGAACAGGAUACCGAGGCUGUGGUACAGGCCGUACUGCAGACCCUCUCCAUGAUCCUCCCGCCGCCGUCCAACCUGGAGGACCAGAUUCAGUCACAACUUCGCCGCGUCGUGCGGGAAGCAGUUGACCUGUCCGUGGAAAUGCGUACCCAACGCGCCGAGUAUGUCAUGCUACCACCCCUACAGCCCGAGUACGACGCAAACGGCGACUUGGCCGCCACCGUUACUUUCAACGCGGCCAUGAUGAACGAGCGCUCGUCUCCCAACAACCCACCAAACUACAAUGAGGAGCUUCAAGCCGAGGGUGCCACCGUUCGCAUCGUGCUCUUCCCCCUCGUUGUCAAGAAGGGCGAUGACAAUGGCGUUGGUGAUGACGAAAUCGUCGUCCAUCCCGCCCAGGUCCUCGUCCCCAAGUCGUCGAGCUUAGGCAGGCGCGGACGCAUGACCACGCCGAGCUCCGACGCCGGAGGCGUAAGCCUCUUGAUGUCCCGCGGCGGCGACACAGCCAGCAGGAGCAACAUUAGCAUGCAGGACGUCGGCAACAACCAGAGCGCCAUUUAGGGAUUCUCUGCAUUGAAAUUGUAUCAGAUCUGGGCUUGUAAAUGCAUAGCGGCAAGCUUUAUUUUACUUUAUUUUCUAUCAUGAGGUACAGAUGAGAAGGAGUGGAGGAAUAAAAAAUGCAGUUGUUUCUUUUUUUUUGGUGUUCUAGUUUCGCACUGAAGCUUGUGGCUUGAGGUAUGGAUAUCUUUUGGGCGUCAGGCGUAUUAUGCUUUUGCUUUUCCUUGCCAUUUCUUGUUUAUUUUCUCUUCGUUAUCAUGUGUGACGACUUUUUUCUUCUUCCUAGUACAACAAACAGAUCUUAAGUAUCUAAUACAAAUCCACUUGACAUUCUCUUUUUCUCAAAAUCAUAAGGCUUGGAUCUCGAGUUUGUUCGUGACCAUUGGAGCUCGGUAUCAAUGAAGUUGAUUUCCAAAUCCGAUUAUAUCUGCACCCUGAUGCACGAUAUCGUUCCGUC
Messenger RNA from Pyricularia oryzae 70-15, 20262 nucleotides. RefSeq lists its product as uncharacterized. The transcript is spliced from 2 exons. NCBI's taxonomy places the organism in Eukaryota, Fungi, Ascomycota, Sordariomycetes, Magnaporthales, Pyriculariaceae. The record is from RefSeq and is a predicted model, not a curated record. Bases 183 to 19808 code for a protein of 6541 amino acids.